GUCCAUUCUCUGAUAAGAACUAGGUUAUAAUUCCCACAAUGCACUAUACCAGUUUUCACUGUUAAGGAAGGGGUACAGUGAUUGUAAUGCAGCAAGUCGUGUGGUGUACUUAGUUGUUUGUAUACACAUCAUCCAUACAUAUCCCCUAGGCAAUCUUUCGCAGACGGUUCAGCUUUUUGUUGGAAUAUACCACGGCAGACAUGGAGAUCGGGACAGAAAUCAGCAAGAAAAUACGGGCUGCUAUCAAAGGAAAACUGCAGGAGCUCGGCGCUUAUGUUGAUGAAGAACUUCCUGACUACAUAAUGGUUAUGGUGGCUAACAAGAAAAAUGCGCAACAAAUGGCAGAUGACCUGUCCCUUUUCCUUGGAAACAACACAAUCAAGUUCACAGUAUGGUUACAUGGUGUCUUGGAAAAACUUAGAUCAGUCGCUGUUGAGCCGACAUCAAUCAGGCCGCAGCUCGACUCAGACACAAGUGCCCCGGUCUCCAAAAGCCGAGACGGUGAGCGGAGGGGCGAGGACUCUAGAGCCCUGGCUGUCUCCAGCUCGCGCUCCGAUAGGACAGAAGCUCGCGUCUCCAGCUCUGCAUAUGACGGCCAAAGCAGGCGAGGGUCUUCAGACAGGAAUGCUUCGAGACUCACCUCCGCAGUCAAGCCCCUGAUGGAGCCCCACUCCGCUGAAGCCAUCAUAGACAUCAAGCCGGACCUGGACGACGACCUCAUCGCCGAAGUCCACGCCGAGACAAGUGUCACUUCCGGCCGGCCCCAACGUGUCACCUCGGGACGCUCGGCGGCCGAACCCCACAGAUCACGGGUGCCGCCGGGGGCCUCCUCACGUAGCUACAGGCCCUCGGAGGACCGCCUGAGCUCAGCCUAUGGCCGCAGUUCCAGGAGCAGCGGGAACAGCACCAGGGAGGAGAUGCACCGGAAGCGGAAGGCCCCUGUGGCAAGUUCUGUGGUCCGUGUGCAUAGAGGAGCCAACGAGGGCCAGGACAGCGACGAUGUGGAUGACGAUGAUGAUGAUGACGAGGAGGUGUACGGCUCGAGGAGCGGCGUCUCCAGCAGAGUAUCCCUUCCAUCCAAACCAGAGCGCAAGCCCUCUCUUCCACCAGCCAAGCAGGCCAACAAAAACUUGAUCUUGAAGGCGAUCUCAGACGCACAGCAGUCUAUUUCAAAGACGACUAGUUACACAACAAGCCACGCAACAAGCCGCACAACAGGCCCACGGAGGCAGACGGUCCCAGUCGCCCCACGCACCCGUCCCAGCAGCGAGGAGAUGAAGAGCGCCAUCCGCUUCGUCCAGGAGCAGCUGCAGGGACUCAUCCCACCAGAGGCACAGCUCGCUGCUUCUGCAGCGUCUGUUCUCUCAGGUCAGUCCAGGUCGCUGUCCUCACGGCUCCAGGUGGAGGAGGUGCCGGAGGAGGAGGAGCCGCCCCAGCAGCCAGACUACGAGACCCAGCUGUGUGACAUGAACAGACUGAAGGCCUUCGACACGCGUUCCUUCAUCGUGAAGCGACCGGAGCCGGAGGAGACGCCCUCAGUCAGGAGCCGCUUGGGCACCUCAGUUCAGCUGCAGGAGGUGCCGUCCACUGCAGCCACCACAGCUGCCGCCACCCCCACCACCCCUCUCCGCAUGGUCCAGCCCAGGGAGCGACCUGAGGCCGCCCCGGCGAGUCCUAAGUUCAUCGUGACGCUGGACGGGGUACCCAGCCCGCUGGCCAGCCGGGGCGACCAGGACAUGGACGUGGACGACAGCGAGGGGCCGAGAGUGGACAGGGCAGCCGACCCACCUGGCCUGGCACUGAAGAUCCGAGAGCGACUCGGUGCCCACCAGCGACUACAGAAGGUCGUCAGCUUUUCAGACGAGGAGGAUAUGGAUGCGGAGGACAGUGACAUGAUGGAUCAAGAGCCCGUCCCUGUGAAGCGACAGAAAGUUCUGGAACGCUGCAAGUUUUGGCCAGUCUGUAAAAGUGGGGAUGAUUGUGUGUACCACCAUCCCACCGCCCAGUGCAAAACCUUCCCUAAUUGCAAGUUUGGUGACAAGUGCCUGUUCGUCCACCCCAACUGUAAAUUUGAUGCCAAGUGUAAGAAACCGGACUGCCCAUUCACGCACGUUAGCCGCAGAGGAGCACCCAACCUGCCUCGACCAGUGGCAGCAGUAGCUGCAGCACCGCCCCCCACCAUUUGCCGCUUCUUCCCAGACUGCAAGAAGAUGGACUGUCCCUUUUAUCAUCCAAAGCCUUGCAGGUUUGCUGGCCAGUGCAAACGCCAAGGAUGCAGCUUCUACCAUCCCUCGACCUCAGUGCCCCCGCGACAUGCUCUGAAGUGGACGAAGACUCAGAGCAGUUAAGAAGAAUCUCACCUACAGAAGAUUAUUGUUGGCAUGACCUGAUAUUUGAAUUUGUUUGGUUCAAUAGAUUGUUCAGUAGUUUUAGUUGACUUGAACUUUGUCUUGACAUGAUUUUGUUUGAACAGAUUUUUAAAAAAUUAUUUGAUUAUAGAAUUUGUUUUGUAAAGCUCUGCACAUAUUUUCGGAAUGUUGUUUGUGCAGUAAAGCAUUCUACAGUA
Molecule: messenger RNA, 2566 nt
Organism: Sardina pilchardus (European sardine)
Lineage: Eukaryota; Metazoa; Chordata; Actinopteri; Clupeiformes; Clupeidae
Gene: zc3h14
Product: zinc finger CCCH-type containing 14
Exons: 17
Coding region: 201-2348 (715 amino acids)
Biological process (GO): regulation of mRNA stability
Cellular component (GO): nucleus; cytoplasm
Molecular function (GO): poly(A) binding; metal ion binding
Source: RefSeq, a predicted model, not a curated record